AACUUUUUCAAAGGCCAUUGAGGACGCUCCCCACAGGAUCAAGGAGAUCACAGAAGAUCUGACAUUGCAUAUCCAAGGCGUUCUGUGUUAUAUCGGAUUUCAAGGGCAGUCCACAGCUUUUCCAGUGAACGACCCUUCGGAGCUUAUGGCUGUCUUUGCGAAGUGCUCGAAGCCAUUCAAAUCUCAUCCUGGUUCUCAUCGAUGGCCGCUAGUGCAUAAAGCCGUGGUCUCGCAACUCGCCGAUUUUCUGAAGUCUGGCCUCGUUCUCGCAGAUCUGCCCCGUGUUGCCGACUUGAACCAGACUGUCGUCGACAGUACGAGAGACUAUCUCCGCGGAUGCGGCACAGUCCUUGUGUUUGCAGCCAGGGAGCGCAUACUUACCAACGAGACUCUUGACGCCAACCUGAAAUUGUGCAUACGUCUGCACAAGACACGCAACGUGCAACUUGUCGUUACGAAGAUCGACGACAAUAACCCAUUCUCCGAGAGCGAUCGAUAUGGUUUACCUGCGGAAGAUCAGAAGCGACUUGAGCAUGCGGAGUCGGAGGUUGGGAAGUUGCAAGCCAAGGAGCAAAGCUUGAACGUGCUGAGGAAAGAAGCGCUCGCUCGGAAGGACUGGCAGCGUUAUGCGAAGAUUAGCGAGGAGGUGGAACAAUUGCCUAAUCUUGUUGCAGCAGCGAAAGCACAAGUUGCGCAAGUGACUAUCGACAGCCGCAAUCGCGAAGUCCAGCAAAGGCUCAAGCAGACGCUCCGAGACUUAAGCAGAGAUAACACGCUUCCAGACCUGGUGGUCCACUUCAUUGGGAACAAAGCGUAUCAGAAGCACUUGGAGGGCUACGACCCGCGCGGUCCGCCGCCACUGUACCUAGCCGGUACAGGUCUCCCAGCUCUGCGGCAAACACUGUUCGGCUUACCCGCACAAGGCAAGUGAUACACUCUGGGUCGAAUCAUCAACAAUCGUCUACCGAGCCUGUUCCAGGGCGCCAUCGGAGCUCUCACCAAAACUCAUCUGGCGCGCAAGAAAUAAGUAGAGCAAUUGAUAUCAUCCGGCCUCGUCUCACUACAGAGCCUCCCGGUGGGUAUCCUCGAAGACAUCUACGAUCUAUACCAGAAGCACAUUCUUGAUGUGAUCAAAGAGCGAUCCGAUUCCUGGAGCGGUGAAGCGUCAGAUUUGCUCGACACCUGGGCG
Molecule: messenger RNA, 1189 nt
Organism: Baudoinia panamericana UAMH 10762
Lineage: Eukaryota; Fungi; Ascomycota; Dothideomycetes; Mycosphaerellales; Teratosphaeriaceae
Exons: 1
Coding region: 146-931 (261 amino acids)
Source: RefSeq, a predicted model, not a curated record